Messenger RNA from Engraulis encrasicolus (European anchovy), 939 nucleotides. It is a transcript of the gene bloc1s4, whose product is annotated as biogenesis of lysosomal organelles complex-1, subunit 4, cappuccino. NCBI's taxonomy places the organism in Eukaryota, Metazoa, Chordata, Actinopteri, Clupeiformes, Engraulidae. Gene Ontology annotation, cellular component: BLOC-1 complex. The transcript is spliced from 5 exons. The record is from RefSeq and is a predicted model, not a curated record. The coding region runs from base 181 to 918 and encodes 245 amino acids.
CACGCUUUGGCGACCUCUGCUGGACUCGCCCAAUUUCGAAACGCGUUUUUGCAACCGCAUUGUUUGAGUCCCUUCAGCCACUGUCAUCAUGUGAUUGUCAGACACAAAACACUGGCACAGGAGAAUCACAAUCAUUUUCAUAUGGGAAUAAAAAACGUAUAGUGAAGAAAUAGUGGGAGUAUGGCACAAGCCCACCGUUUCGACAGGAUUGGCGUGCUGUCUCCCUUGGAGGAGUCCAGCGCGGAGAUCAGCCGAGACAGCGGCAUCGUCUCGCAGAGCGCCAGCAGUUUGUCCAUGGUCAGCGAGGCCCUUAGCAGCGGAACCGUCUCCCAAAGCCCCAGCUUCGGCGUCGCAGUGUCCCAGAGCCCGAGCUUCAACUCUGCGGAGAACACGCUAGAAUUGGAGUCUGUGGACGACGAAGUCUUGAGACAAACCGCUCAAAAUUACUCCACGUACAUCAGAGCUACUGCAGGUGACGAGAUCCUCAACUUGGAAAAGAGCCUGGAAGAAAUGCUCACAAGAGUGGAUGAGUUUGUGGGAAUGCUUGAUAUGAUCCGCAAUGAUACCUCCCAAAUCGUCAACGAGAACCUACCUCAGAUCCACAAGAAAUCGGAGGAGAUGAGGCAGAUCUACAGGAAGAUUGACAAGUUGGAAUCGUUUGUGAAGAUGGUCGGUGCUAACGUGACGGUGAUGGAGGAUCGCGUGACCCAGGCGGAAGGGGAGGUGGCCACCAUACCAGGAGCCUUCAAGAAGAUGUUCCGGACCAUGAGCGUCCCCGGGUUCCUGCAGAAGCCGUCGAGCCCCCGGAGACCCCCGCAUCACCACCACGAGCUGCCUGCUGUCUUCCGCACUGACGACUACUUCCCUCCACACACGGACGGGCCCGGGCCCGGUUCAGGUUCCGGCGCCGGAGUGUAGGACCAAUCAACCCGACCAACC